GAUUUUCUCACCUAAAAAAACAUCUCUGGACUAUUUCAGGCUGUGACACUGCAAUUAACCUGACAUUUCCCAAAUCCCAAAUUGCUGUGAACAAACUCUUCACUUCUCUCUGGGAGAUUGCUGGAGCUCGGAAUCUCAUGAGACAGUUUAAGUCUGUGUAUGUUCCUGGAAAUCAUACCCACCAGGCAUCCUAUAAACCAUUGUUGAAGCAGGUAGUAGAGGAAAUAUUUAAUCCUGAGAAGCCAGAUCCCGUUGACAUUGAACACAUGUCCUCAGGCCUCACUGAUCUCCUUAAAACUGGAUUUAGCAUGUUCAUGAAGGUGAGCCGGCCCCAUCCCAGUGACCAUCCUCUCUUGAUCCUCUUCGUGGUAGGUGGCAUCACAGUCUCCGAAGCCAAAAUGGUCAAAGACCUUGUGGCAUCUCUGAAGCCAGGAACCCAGGUGAUAGUGCUGUCCACGAGACUCCUGAAGCCACUUAACAUUCCCGAGCUCCUCUUUGCAACUGAUCGGCUACAUCCAGACCUGGGUUUCUGACAUCUACAAAGAAGAUAAGACCUACUUGAUCUGGAAAUACCAACAGCAGUCUGUCACCAUUCCAGAUGUGCCUCCCAAACCAGUACCCCUGUUACUAAUCAUAGAUAAGACUUGAUUCUGCCAGGAAGGUCUUGAUAACCCUGCAGCAAGGCGAAUUGCUUGGAUUGUUCAUGUUCUUUCAAAACAAAAACAGAACAAAAACUUGCUUUUUCAUUCUUCUUCUAAAGGUGCCACGCUGUCUUUAGCUGAGCUCACUAGCAAUUGUUUUCAUUUAUCCUUAACCCCGUCUUUGUAAUCUUCCUGAUGCCACCUAUAGGUUCAUUAGCUCACUGAUUCUAAAUAAAAGCCUGUUGGCAAGUGUAGUGGAUGGUAAGCAUUGUGGUUUGCAGUUAGUCGAGGAAAAGUUAGACAUGCUUUAGAAUUCUGAGCAUAUGGAAAUUUUUAUUUUUCUUACAAUUAUGUGAGGAGGGAACGUCACAGACAGAAGCAGAAACUUUCUCUUUAGAUCCAAAAUAUUUCUGAAAGGCAAGGAAGGGAGGGGUAGCUGGGGCAGCCCUGGGCUGGUGGCCUCUGUGAGUGGUAAACCAUCCCAUAGUGACAAAAGGCUGCUUUGUUCUAGCUUGUUCAAGGAGCCUGGCUACUUGGAACAGCAGUGGGAGGAACAGAGAGGGUGAUUGGAGAGCUGUCCUUGCCUAUAAAAGGUUUCCUCCCCUCCAGAGGAAGCCCCAGUACAGGAGAUCUCCUCCCAGGGAGUCUAGAUUAUAACCACAAUCCCUAGAAGGCUUUGUGAUUUCAAGUUCCUACUGAAAUAUAAAACUUUCUUUUCUUUGAGUUUAGAUAUUCUUUCUGGCCAAGGCAGAAAAACCCAGGCCCAUCUAGUGAAAUGAUAUGAGAACUCUAGGGAAAAAGGAAGAGAGCACUGCUUAGAACCCAGAUGUUUACUUAGAAGUAUAUGGCCGAUGGGAAUUUCUGGUAUCACUGAUGGAUGUCUGAAAUGAGAUAAAGCUGGAAAACAGUUGCUAGUAUGGAUUAAGUAGGAGGAAGAAAUAAAAUGUAAAUCAAGACGUGGCCUUACAUUUUAGUUCUUUAUUAAAUGCUGUCAUUUUAUGGAAGAAAAAAAUAGCUAUAAACUUAGAUCAUUUUGAGAAAUCAUUUUGAGACCAAAUUAAGCUGGGUUUUUAUGGAAAUAGAUGUAGAUUUUCAUGCCCAAGUGUGCUUUCCACCUUUUACCAGUUCUUUGGUGGUGCUGGAAUAUAAGACCUCAGAUACUUUUUUAAAUCCUACUAAUCUACAAGUCUGACAUUUGAAUGAAGAAACUGACAUUGGCUGCAAAGAAAUUAUAAUGUAAGCAGAGAGCAAUAUUUUCUAAAAUAAACCACCUGUCAUGUGAUUCAA
Messenger RNA from Nannospalax galili (Upper Galilee mountains blind mole rat), 1928 nucleotides. RefSeq names its product sec1 family domain-containing protein 2-like. The record is from RefSeq and is a predicted model, not a curated record. NCBI's taxonomy places the organism in Eukaryota, Metazoa, Chordata, Mammalia, Rodentia, Spalacidae. The transcript has 4 exons. Gene Ontology annotation, biological process: vesicle-mediated transport; intracellular protein transport. The annotation marks the transcript as partial.